Culex quinquefasciatus (southern house mosquito) is the source of this 5151-nucleotide messenger RNA. RefSeq lists its product as uncharacterized. The transcript has 4 exons. Bases 1 to 5151 code for a protein of 1716 amino acids. Gene Ontology annotation, molecular function: nucleic acid binding. Lineage: Eukaryota; Metazoa; Arthropoda; Insecta; Diptera; Culicidae. The record is from RefSeq and is a predicted model, not a curated record. Gene Ontology annotation, biological process: DNA integration.
AUGUGGCGUAGUUUCUUGGGGUUGAACACCGAGCCGAAAGUUGAGCCGGAAGAAUGUGAGGAAUCUGAGCAGGAAGCCAGUGUUCAGAAGAAACCGGAACCGGAAGACCGUAAGCCCGUGGUGCAUCAACUUCCGCUGACUCCAAAGCAACGGCACGCGGAGAGCAAGCGGAAAAUGGCGGACGAGGAACCUGGAAUCCCAGCAUCGCGGAUCGUAGUCUGCAAGGCGAACGCUGAAAAGUACUACGGUGAGUACAACAGCCUUAACAACGAUAUUAUGGACGCAAAGUUGUCGGAAGAGCAGAAGGACGAGAACACAGCACGAUUCUUGGACUUCGAGCAGCUCUACGACGAUGUGCUUGAGAAGAUCGUUGAGCUCACAGCACCACCGAACCGUGUCCUAGCGGUCGUCCCUGCCGGACAGGCUGGUCAGCAGGUGAUUGUCCAACAGACGCCGUUGCGUGCACCGAUUCCAACGUUCGACGGCCAGUACGAGAACUGGCCGAAGUUCAAGUCGAUGUUCCUGGAGCUGAUGAAGAACUCGCCAGACUCGGACGCCAUCAAGCUGCACUACUUGGACAAGUCUCUGGUGGGUGCGGCGACGGGCAUGAUCGACACGAAGACGCUUCAGGACAACAACUAUGCGCACGCGUGGGAGAUCCUCGAGGACCGGUACGAGAACCAACGCCUGAUCAUCGACAUCCACAUCAACGGGAUCUUGCAGCUGAAAAGGAUGGCGAAGAAGUCGUCAAAGGAGCUGCGAGAGCUGUACGAAGAGUGUUCGAGACACGUGGAAAACUUACGGUACCACAAGCAGGAGCUGCUGGGUGUAUCGGAGUUGUUCGUCGUCAACAUUCUAUCGUCUUGCUUGGAUCGUGAGACACGCGAGCAGUGGGAAGCUACCGUCAAGAAGGGUGAACUCCCGAAGUAUGCGCAGACGAUCGAAUUCCUGAAGCAGCGGUGCGCCAUCCUGGAACGGUGCGAGCUAGCUGCCCCUGCGUCGUCUGCUGUCCGGUCGGCAGUUCCCAAGGCGGUGCAGUCCUCGAAGCCAUCGGCAAAGAUCAUCUCGGCAGCCGCGACAUCCAACGAGGCGGAGUGCGAUCUGUGUGACGGGUCUCAUGCGAAUUACAAGUGUGGCUCGUUCCGCGGCAUGAGUGCUGCGGAGAGAUGGGCUAAGGUGCGUGACGCGAGGCUGUGCUGCAACUGCUUGCGCAAGGGUCACCGAGUUGGACAGUGUCCGUCGGACCGAUCCUGCAAGUGCGGCGAAAAUCACCACAGCUUGUUGCACCAGGAGAAGAACCAGCAGCAAACCAUGCCGAAGCCAGAAGCGGCUCCGGUAUCAGCGAAGGCGCCGUUGGCAGUGUCAUCCACCAGCGUGAAGGCUGGUCCCAGUGGCACGGGUGCGCCGAAAGUGAACGACGAGAACGAGCAGCAGGCAACGUCGUGUUUCAGCAGCGGAGCGCUGAAGUCACCGCAGCAGGUUCUGCUGCAGACAGCGAUCAUCAACGGGGCGGACAAGGCCGGCAGGUUCCAUCCGUGCCGCACGUUGUUGUAUUCUGGUUCUCAGGCGCACAUUUUGUCGGAGGCGAUGGCUCGAACCCUCGGCCUAACCUUCGAAAAGUGUAACGUGACGGUCAUUGGAGCCAACGCAGUGAAGACGCAAGCAAAGAAGGGAGUCAACCUUACCUUCUCGUCGAGGUACUGUCAGUUUCAAGACAACAUCUCGUGCCUGAUUUCGGACAAGCCCACGGGACGGAUCCCGUCGGCAAGAAUCGAGACAGCUGCUUGGCACAUCCCGAGCGACGUGUUCCUGGCAGACCCGAAGUUCAGCGAGCCGCACGAGAUCGACCUGGUCAUGGCGUCGAACUACGUGUGGGACUUGCUGCGAACGGAUCGAGUGAAACUGGCGAACGGCACCGUGACUCUGCGUGAAACCGAUCUGGGCUGGAUCGUGACCGGCGUGUACGACCCGUUCCAGCAGCUGAGUUGCCAAGUCGUCCACUCGAACAUCACGCUGAAGGAUCAGCUGAACAACGCCAUCGAGAAGUUCUGGCUAGUCGAAGAACUAGCAGACAAGCAACUGCAAACCAACGAAGAACAGGAAGUGGAAGAGCACUUUCGUGGCACCCACGGCCGUGACGAAAGUGGCCGCUUCGUCGUCCAGUUGCCGUUCAAGGACACGGUUCUUGAGCUGGGCGACAACCGAGUCCAGGCGUUGAGGAGAUUCAACCUACUGGAGCGCCGUCUGUCGCGCAACCCGGAACUCCGAGAGCAGUACACGACGUUCGUCGAAGAGUACGAGGCGCUGGGUCACUGUAAGGAGAUUGAUGAGCAACAAGAUCCACCAGAAGUGCGUAAGUACUACCUGCCGCACCACGCUGUGCUAAAACCGUCCAGUUCGUCCACGAAGCUGCGGGUGGUUUUCGACGCUAGCGCGAAAGCCGGCAAGUACUCCCUGAACGAUGUGUUGAAGGUGGGACCGACCGUCCAGAACGACCUGUUUUCCAUCGUUCUUCGAUUCCGUCGCCAUCCGGUCGCUUUCACCGCUGACGUGGUGAAGAUCGAAUCUUCUGGAGGAAGAAGCCGAACGAGCGCUUGCGAGCUGAACACCGUGACCUACGGAACGGCGAGCGCCCCGUUCCUCGCGACGCGGUGUCUGGUGGAGCAGGCGGAGUCGGUGAAAGGCCGGUUCCCAGCAGCCGCCAAGAUCGUGAUCGAGGACAUGUAUGUCGACGACAUGCUGUCCGGCGCCAGCAACGAGAAGGAAGCAGUGAAACUUGUGCUGGGAGUGAAGAAGAUCAUGGAAGAGGGAGGUUUCCCAGUGAAAAAGUGGUGCUCUAACUCAGAGCAAGUGCUACAGUGUGUGCCUGAAGAAGAUCGGGCGAAGCCGAAGCCGGCUCUGGGUGUCCUGUGGGACCCACGCGAGGAUGAGUUUCGUUUUGUGAACUGUUUGGAAGAGUGCGACGACAAACCAGUCUCGAAGACGAAAGUGUUUUCGGACAUCCUUAAAGUGUUUGACCCACUGGGCUUCGUAGCCCCAGUCAUCGUGCUGGCCAAAGUGUUCAUGCAGAAGUUGUGGGCCAGCAAGAUGGACUGGUCUACCGAACUAAACGAAGAGCUUCUGUGUGAGUGGUUCGAGAUUCGAGAGUCUCUAACAGCGCUGAGCGACAUUCGUGUGCCACGAUGCGUCCUGGUGCCCAACACGGUUAUGCACGAGCUGCACGGGUUCGCUGACGCGUCGACCGUUGCCUACGGGGCCAACGUCUACCUGCGGUGCAUCCGCGGGAAAGGGUCAGCCGAGGCCAACCUGUUGUGCGCAAAAUCCCGAGUGGCUCCGCUGAAGAAGCUGUCCGUGCCGAACCUGGAGCUGUGUGCAGCGCUGUUGCUUGCGUGGCUCGUCGUGAAGGUCAUCGAGACGCUGGAUCUGGAGCUGUCCGUUAUUGAGCUGUAUUCGGACAGCCAGAUAGUGCUUGCAUGGCUGAAGAAGGAUCCGAAUCUCCUGGAGACCUUCGUGCGCAACCGCGUCAUCCAGAUCCUCAAGUUCACAGGUAAGUUCCGUUGGAAUUACGUGAGGUCAGCCGACAAUCCAGCAGACAUCGUCUCUCGUGGGAUGAGUCCCAAACUCUUGAGUCGAUGUCCGAAGUGGUGGAAGGGGCUUCUACCGCUGACGAGCGCUGCCUACGUUCCUGAAGAACCCCCCGAACUCGAGGACAACGAGCUGCCAGGGCUGGUAGCCAUCGUCUACAACAGCGAUUCUCAACGGGGGUACCGGGCCUACUUGAUUUGCAGUGUAGGGGGUACUGACCUAGAAGAAGAAGAAUCGCUGGUCUACAAAGUCACCGUCGUCGAAGAGAUGCCGGUGUUCAAACGGUUCGGUGAGUUCCGGAAACUCCAGCGCGUGAUCUGCUACGUGCGUAGAUUCGUCCAGAACUGCAGGAACAAGAAGUCUGGACAACCAAGGACAACGUGCGCCUACGUGACAGUUCCUGAAACGAGAGCGGCGUUAAAGUCCAUCAUCUGGUCGAUUCAAAUGGCAGCCUUACCAGAUGAGUUUUACCUAGCGAAGAUCGAACAAGCAUCCAGCCAGCUCGCGAGCCUGGCACCAAUCGUUGACGAGGACGGUCUGCCGAGAGUCGGCGGACGUCUGGAACAUUCGAGCCUCCCGUACGAGGCCAAGCAUCCCGUGAUCCUGUCCCGUCAUCACGUGACUACGUUGCUGGUCCGAGCGCUGCAUGUGGAGAACCUGCAUGUCGGCCCCUCCGGAUUCCUGGCCAUCGUUCAACAGCAGUACUGGCCGCUGAAGGCGCGCAACGUAGUGCGCGACGUGACUCGCAAGUACCUGCAGUUCUUCAAGGCCAACCCACGCAGGAUUGCACAGUUCAUGGGACAGCUUCCAGCGGAACGAGUGAACGUUGCAGCCCCCUUCGAGUACACCGGCGUGGACUACGCUGGACCUGGGACGGUGAAACAAGGCAAGUACAGACCCAAACUUACCAAAGCCUACAUUGCCGUGUUCGUUUGUCUGGUCACCAAGAACAUCCACCUGGAAUUGGUGUCAGACUUGACAACCGAGGCCUUCUUGGCCGCCCUGGAUCGCUUCGUCAACCGACGAGGCAUGGUGCGCAAGAUCUUCUCCGAUAACGCGACGAAUUUCGUCGGGGCGUCACGAUCUUUGCGCGAAAUGCACGAGCUCUUCAACCAUCGAGUGGAGCUUCAUCCCGCCCAGGGCUCCCAACUUCGGCGGAUUGUGGGAGGCGGGCGUGAAGAGCGUCAAGACACACCUGAAACGAGCACUGCGCUUAGCUUCGAAGAGUUUGCUACCAUCUUGACGCACGUUGAAGCGGUCUUGAACUCUCGGCCGCUCUUCAGCUUGUCGGACAGCCCCGGAGAUCCUCUUCCGAUAACUCCGGCGCAUCUUCAACUCGGCAUGCCGCUGCGUCCUAUCGCCAAGCCCUCCCGCAGCGGUGUCGCGGACAACCGUCUGAACCGCUGGGAGUACCUGGACAAGCUUCGUGAGUGCUUCUGGGGCCGCUGGUCCAGAGAGUACUUAACGAGUCUACAGAAUCGUGCGAAGUGGACCAAGAAAUCGCACAACCUGCAGCCCGGAAUGCUGGUCCUCUUAGUCGAGGACAACUUCCCGUCGCAGACCUAG